Messenger RNA from Coprinopsis cinerea okayama7#130, 1116 nucleotides. RefSeq lists its product as hypothetical. Gene Ontology annotation, biological process: endoplasmic reticulum unfolded protein response; protein deubiquitination. The transcript has 7 exons. Gene Ontology annotation, cellular component: nucleus; cytosol. Bases 1 to 1023 code for a protein of 340 amino acids. The record is from RefSeq and is a predicted model, not a curated record. NCBI's taxonomy places the organism in Eukaryota, Fungi, Basidiomycota, Agaricomycetes, Agaricales, Psathyrellaceae. Gene Ontology annotation, molecular function: cysteine-type deubiquitinase activity.
AUGGCACCCAUUCGUGUAAGGCACCCAGGGGGCGUCUGCACCAUCCAAGUCCCUCUGGAUAAUGACAGCUACACAGUUGGAGACCUCCAGCAAGAGAUCUACAAGGCCUCGGAUAUCCUGCCGUCAAGACAAAGCCUCAAGUCAGGAUACCCACCUCGCUCGCUAACGCUAGUACCCGAGCUACCUAUCUCAAGCUUGGAUUUGAAGUCUGGGGAGCAACUGAUCGUACAAGGAGCCGUGGAGUCGUCUGCGAGAGGGACUUCUGCCGCAGCCUCUCCACCACCGAGGGCUGCUGCUGCUGUCCCAACAAGCCCUCCACGACAAUCACAGACUGCAUCAAUAAACGGACCCUCGAAGAAGAGUGGACCAGAAACUGUCCAAGUCGAUGGCGGAUAUCUCAUUCAUCGGGUCGUACCAGAUGACAAUUCAUGUUUAUUCUCUUCACUGGCUCUGAUAUUUGAGGGGUCGAUAUCGAAUGCUCAGAAGCUACGUAGAGCCGUUGUGGACGGAAUCAAAGCCGACCCAGAGACGUGGAACGAAGCUAUCCUCGGCAUGCCCCCUUCCCGGUACAUCGACACCAUUUCCAAGCCAACUUCAUGGGGAGGAGCCAUCGAGCUAAGCAUCCUAGCCAAGCACUACAACACCGAAAUCGCCAGUAUCGACGUCGAAACAGGACGCAUCGACAAAUUCUCCCCUCCUGAAGCACCUGGUGAACUCAGCAGGUGUUUUGUCAUUUAUUCCGGUAUUCAUUACGACGCCAUCUCGUUCUCGCCUAUGGAGGAAGCACCGGACGAGUGGCACCAGAAGUUAUUCCCUGUCAAACCCGGGAAAGACGAUGACGAUGCUAUCAUUGUCGCAGCAAAGAAACUAGCAGAUGCUCUACGAGCGAAGAAGGCAUAUACCAACACUGCAACCUUCGACUUGAAAUGCGAGGUGUGCGGACAAGGCUUGAAGGGAGAGAAGGAAGCAAGAGCACAUGCAGAACAAACGGGGCAUGUUCGUUUCGGAGAGUAUACCAAAUGAAUAUUCAUCGUAGCAUCGAGGAAGGUCAUGCAAUGUAAAUGUACCACAAUUCAUCGGCGAAUGAAGUAUGUAAUGCAACCUGUAGAAAACUUA